Messenger RNA from Entamoeba nuttalli P19, 2154 nucleotides. RefSeq lists its product as hypothetical. The coding region runs from base 1 to 2154 and encodes 717 amino acids. Gene Ontology annotation, molecular function: guanyl-nucleotide exchange factor activity. The transcript has a single exon. NCBI's taxonomy places the organism in Eukaryota, Evosea, Mastigamoebida, Endamoebidae. Gene Ontology annotation, biological process: small GTPase-mediated signal transduction. The record is from RefSeq and is a predicted model, not a curated record.
AUGGAGGAUCUUCCUGACAUUAAAUACAUACAUUUUCCAAUAAUUAAGCUAACUGACUUUUGUUCAGACAGUGGUUCUGGAGAAGAACAAACAAGUAGUACCGAGGAAUUAACUGAUGAUGAAAUUGAUUUAGAAGAAAUGAAUAAGACUUUUAGUCGAUUGUCACUUCAAGGCACAACAGAAUUUAACAAUGAAAUAAACAAACAACCCUCCUUAUUAAAGAAAAAAAAAAUGUCAUCAGCCCUCCAAAUAGGUAAUGAAAUCAUUGAACACCAAAAAAAACAAACUGAAACUACACUUAACUCAACAAUAGAAAAAAGUUAUGAAAGAGUUGAAGAUGUUAGUUCACAAAUAAAUAUAACUAAUGAAGAAGACAUACAAGAAGAAAAAGAAAGAGAUGAAUGUUUAAAUAACGAACGUUAUUCAUUUAACAAUGUUGGAAGUGUUGCUACCAUUGAAUCAAAUGAAAAUGUAGAUAAUAUCAUUGAUAUUAUUGAUACUGCAAACGAACCUAAAUUUUCAAUGAAUGAUUUUGUAAAAAAUCGACUCUCUACAGAAGACAUAGUUUCUGAACAUAGUCAGUGGCAUGGAGAAGAAGAUCAUUUUUAUUCAACAAUAUCAGAUUUAAAUAGUAUAUAUUUUAGUUCAUUUCUUGUACACUAUUUAGGUGCCUUAAAACCAUUGUUAGAUUUUACUCCACGUACUACUAUCAGUCAUUCUAUUAAAAAUUCUUUACAAAGAAUUUCUGCUAAAAUUACAUCUUCUCCACGUUCUAAUUCCCCUCCAUCAUCAGAACCUACAGAAGAAUAUUGUAUUAGACUAUUACAAAACAUCAAAGAUAUCCAACAACAAGAAAUUCUUGAUAAUUUAACUUCACUUAAUAAAGGAAAAGAAUUACUUGACUUUGCUUCUAAUAAUCAAAUGAAAGAAAUUCCUUCAUCUCCAUCUGAUUGUGUAUUAAUGUUAUUGUUUGUUAUUAACGAAUAUAAUAUGGGUUUUUUUACUCCAACAUUACCAAGUAAACCUGACUAUAAUAAACUUCAAAUGAAUGAUUUACGUGUAAUGAUUCAUUCAUUAUCAAAGAAACAAAAAACUAUCAUUGAAGGAAUAUUAGAUUUAACAAAUGUGCCAUACAUUCAAAUUCUCGCUCUUUUUGGUUUGUUUAGUUCUGGACAAAGUGCAAUGGAACGAACAAAUGCUAUUCCUCAAGCAUACUGUAUGUAUGAAGUGUUAAUGAAUAGAAGAAUUUAUUUGAUGGAAGGUGUUGUUAAUGGCAUUUCUAUUGUAAAUAAAGAAAUAAAUUUAUGUACGUUACAAGCAUUAAUUAAUAAAAUGUCCAUUCUUGACGAUAAAAUGUUGACUAUUAUUUGUCAAGUUCAUUCAUUAUUUUGUGACUCAGAAGAAUUUAUUGAAAAACUUCGAACACAUUGUCUUUAUCGUUCUAUUGAAAUAUACAGAAGUGUAUUUAAAGAUAUUGAUAAAGAAAUAGACACUCCUUUACUAAUUACAGUUGAAUCAUUAUGUAAUAUACUUCUUCCUUAUCUUGAUAGUCCAAAAAUUUUAGCCCAAGCAAUUACAACAGUAUUUAGUAAUGCUCUUUGUUUAAUUAAUCCAAUUGAUUUUAUUGUAGAAGAAAGUAAAGGAACAAUGUUCUAUAUUCAAACUGUUGAUUUAUUUCAACAAACAUUAUGUCAUAUUUUACAAACCAAACCUUCUUCUAUUAAACAAGUUAUUGCUUUAGGAAAAGAACUAAAAGACCUUAAUAAUUUUGAAGGAGCUGGUGCUGUUGGUCUAGCAAUCUCUUGCAGAUGUAGUGAUGUAGAACUUAAAAAAUUAAAAUCAAAAUACAAACAAAUUAUUACAUCAUUAGCCACUAUGUUUAUGGCUCGAACGAAUAUGUACACUAAAACACUUAAUGACGCUUCAUUUCCUAAAAUUCCUGUUUACGCUUUCUCUAAAAAUGUUGUAGAAAUGUCAAAAGUAAAACCAACUUUUUGUGAAUUUUAUCCAGAAUAUAUCGAUUUUGGUGGUAAAUGUUUACCAAUAGGAAAUAUCUGUUAUUUGUAUAAGUGUUGCCAAAUGAACCCUUAUCAAAUUAAACUUAACGAUGAUGUUUUACAAAAUAUAGUUGAUAAAUGGCUUGGUUUUCAUUAA